GUUGGCCCAGAUUCAACAGAGGUCGCUGAACAACCAUCCCAACCCCAGAGCCAGGGCAUAGACUGCUACAGACCAGGAGAGAAGGAUAUCUCACCAUCACAUGAAUUGGAUCACCCUCUUUCAAGCAUGACAUCUGUUGAUGAAGAGGCAGAGCAAUUACAUGAUGACAUCACCAUGCCUCCUCAAGUGUAUUUGUCAAUGGACAUGUCAGAGUCCAUUGUUCCCCCUGAAGUGAGACCCAAACCUGCUGUCCCUGCCAAGCCCCCUCAUGUGUCAGCACCAUCCCCCACAGCACCCCAUGGACCAUCAGGGCUAGGAGGCGGGGUCGGGGUUGAUCGAGUUCCAGGGUCGGGUCACUCGGGCGGUGGAUCCACGUUGCUGGGAUACAUUGGGAUUGACACCAUCAUCGAGCAGAUGAGGAAGAAGACCAUGAAGGCUGGUUUCGACUUCAAUAUUAUGAUAGUGGGUCACAGCGGGCUGGGGAAGUCAACACUGGUGAACACGCUGUUCAAGUCCCAGGUCAGCAGGUGGAGCUCAGGAUGGGGCGGCGAGCAUAAGAUCCCCAAGACAGUGGAGAUCAAGGCUGUGUCCCAUGUGAUCGAGGAGGGUGGAGUGAAGAUGAAGUUGACAGUAAUCGACACACCAGGUUUUGGUGAUCAGAUCAACAAUGAAAACUGCUGGGAUCCUAUCUCCAAGUACAUCAACGAGCAGUAUGAGAAGUUCCUGAAGGAAGAGGUCAAUAUUGCUCGAAAGAAGCGCAUCCCCGACACCAGAGUUCACUGCUGCCUCUACUUUAUCUCCCCAACUGGACACUCUCUUCGAAAGCUGGACAUUGAGUUUAUGAAGCACUUAAGUCGCGUGGUGAACAUCAUCCCCGUCAUCGCCAAGUCUGACACCAUGACCCUUGACGAGAAGAAUGAGUUCAAACACAGGGUGAGGAAGGAGCUGGAGACGUAUGGGAUUGAGUACUACCCGCAGAAUGAGUUUGAUGAUGAUAUGGAGGAUAAGAAUGAAAAUGAUAAGAUUAGGGAGGCCAUGCCCUUUGCGGUGGUGGGCAGCGACAAGGAGUACCAAGUGAACGGCAAACGGGUUCUGGGGAGGAAGACAGCCUGGGGUGUGGUAGAAGUUGAAAACCCCAAUCACUGCGAAUUUGCACUGCUACGAGAUUUCCUCAUCAGGUCUCACCUCCAGGACCUGAAGGAAGUCACCCACAACAUCCACUAUGAAACCUACCGCGCCAGGAGACUCAACGACAACGGAGGUCUGCAUCCCAUCUCCUCCAACAACACUCAAGAGAGCAACCUUUAAAUUUAGGACUCGGGAUUAAGGAAAGAGAGAGAUAAACAGAGAGAUAAAAAGAUAUUGAUAGACAAAUCUAUGUUGUGAUAUGAGCAUCACUGCAUGCUUUGGAGAACAUUAUAGAUGUGGAAUUCAUUGUCACUCAAAAUAUCAUGUUAGGAGAGCUUUCAUUCCAAAACACGUCCUACGUCUCCCUUUCCUCCGCCCAUCAUCCUAAACCACCCACACUCACAUCCGAGUUACACCUUUGAUCCAGCAAUCCAAAACAAGGCCAACCCAAGUGUUUCCCCUAUAUGCAUUUAGCAGCGGCGCAAUAAUCGUCGCUGCCACUGCAAAACAUUUUUUGUUAUUUUUGUUAUAAUGUAGAUGUGUAGAUGUAUGCUACAGGAAGAACCCAUCCGCCGCCCCCUGCAGGAAGACCCAAAGAUGACCCCAUCCACCCCUUCCACCCCCCGCUAACUCUGCCACCGUUGCUGAAACAAAUCUUAGGGGAAACACUACAACCCAAAGCAUUUUGGGAUUGAAGGGAAUGAAUGAAAUGAAGUACUUCAAAUUCGAGGGAAUUCCCUUUAUUCAUAAAAAAUGGAUUUUAUUUUUCCGCUCGCCUUGUGCUCCACUCAUCCUUGCCCUGUAAGUAUACAGUAUGUUAUGUAGCUGCCACUAUAAUAAUUGAUUUUGUGCUUAAAUCCUUUAUGACGGGGCUGGUACAUAAGUACCUCAGAACUUCCACCGAAGCAUUGUGACGUAAAUAUAAAUUGACAAACAAAGAGCUUUUUUAUUUACAAUAUAGCUAUUUUGUCACUUUAUCUUUAAAUUGCACAAAAAUAUAGAAAUCACAGUCUGAAAUGUUCUUUACCAUACAUAACUUUUGUGUGCUUUUCUGAAAGCGCUGAUGUCAAAGUGAUGUGCCAAUUAUAUUUUAUACCGGCCUUCCUUCUCUCUGCCACAUGAGGGCAGUGCUUCCCUGCGCAUUCUCACCCUGUGACAGGAAAGGCCUGGGUAUGGUUUACUCAUAGACUUAGAUAAACAUCUCUUUUGAGUCCUCUAUCUAUCUCUAUGGUUUACUUCACUUCCUCCUAUUCACUCCCUCCACUUCAUCUGGUGACCCAUGCCCAGUGCAUGUUUACAAGAAGUCCUCCAUUACUAGAGUGAUCAUUCCAAAUAUAACCGAUCAGUUAUGACAUGGUAAUGUUUACCAAGGUUUCUUACGGAAAUCACCCUUCGAUAGUGUUCUAUUAUGCACUAUUUACGAUAGAGCACAGGUAUUCCAGAAGUAGCCUAAAAACAAUUCAGUUUCACUAUAUUUAUCGAACAAUUCACUUUUGAUCUAAACUGUAUCUUAAAAGGGGUUUCCCUGCAAAAGUUUUAUACAAUCAUACAGUGUGUAUGUGUGUUUGUAUGUGUGUGUGAGUGAGAAGUGACUCAGUUUGGUGUCUAACGUUUGGAAAUGUGUAGUUGUAUAUCUUUAGUGUGGUUUUAGUGAAGACGUUUUUCAAGGAACAAUUUAAAUAGUACAAAAAAACACUUGUUUCUAUACAGUGUUUUUAUGUGUGCAUGUCAGGUCCUUUUGUCCUUCUGUCAUUUUCAUUUAAGGAUAUCCCCAGCUCACAAUACAUUAACCAUUUUUGAACGUGGUGUGUACAUCAAUCAACCACUAAUAACAAUACAUCACUGAAACUCCCGUAACUCAAAUCAUUCCACAUCUCUUAAAAACAGCAGUGAAACUUUCGGCUGUGACUUUCCUCUUAUCGUUUGAUUUAAAACCCACUUUUCUUAAAAGUUGUUGUGAUACACUGAGAUGUAAUUUCAGUAUUGCAUUCGUUAUUUAUAUAUUCAUGUAUUAUUUAUAGUAAUUUAUUAUUUAUUUAAUAAAAAUACUUUUGCCAUCUCUUGA
This is a messenger RNA of Coregonus clupeaformis (lake whitefish), 3193 nucleotides long. RefSeq names its product septin 3 (gene sept3). Gene Ontology annotation, molecular function: molecular adaptor activity; GTP binding; GTPase activity. Lineage: Eukaryota; Metazoa; Chordata; Actinopteri; Salmoniformes; Salmonidae. Gene Ontology annotation, biological process: cytoskeleton-dependent cytokinesis. Gene Ontology annotation, cellular component: presynaptic cytoskeleton; septin ring; cell division site. The transcript is spliced from 10 exons. The record is from RefSeq and is a predicted model, not a curated record. The coding region runs from base 127 to 1308 and encodes 393 amino acids.